Molecule: messenger RNA, 2553 nt
Organism: Parathielavia appendiculata
Lineage: Eukaryota; Fungi; Ascomycota; Sordariomycetes; Sordariales; Chaetomiaceae
Product: TPR-like protein
Exons: 2
Coding region: 172-2106 (644 amino acids)
Biological process (GO): protein import into peroxisome matrix, docking
Cellular component (GO): cytosol; peroxisomal membrane
Molecular function (GO): protein binding
Source: RefSeq, a predicted model, not a curated record
UUAUUUCGACCCGACUUUUUCUAUAUCAACGGACUGUCGACACUCGGGGAGCGACAAGAUUCAAUUCGUCUCACCUUACCACUCGUCAUUUGUCAGCCCCGCCGUCAGUUGCUCGACUCGCCCUUCCGUUCUCUCGACCCUCGCUCUCCUCCUGUUCUUUCCACAGCAACCAUGUCGUUCCUUGGAGGCGCCGAGUGCUCAACGGCGGGCAACCCCCUCAGCCAAUUCACUAAACACGUCCAAGACAACAAGAGCUUGCAGCAUGACCGCCUUGUCGGCCGAGGGCAGAAUGCCAUCGGUAGCUUCAGGAGCGCGACCCACAAUGCUCCCCAGGAUGAGAUGAUGAAUGGCUUCCUCCACCAGACACCGGGCUUACCCGAGAUACCACUUGAGCAACAAGGGCCCAUGGGCCAGAUCCACAUCGACCAGAAUCACGGCGUCCACCUCCGCGCCCGGUCCGGUUCGCCCCUGUCCCCCGGGUGGGCUCCUCCAGAUACCCAAGCCGCCAUGGAAGCCGCCUUCAACAUGCCGCCAGGGACCGAGUUCAGCCCGGAAGAGUUCGCCAAGUUUCAGCAGUUGAACGGCUCCGCCUCGUCCACCGCCAUGCCAGGAGCCAGCGGCAGCAUGAUGGCGCAGCCUCAAAGACCGAUGAUGAUGGGCGGCAUGGGCUACAGCAUGAUGUCGCGCCCCAUGUUUCAACCCAUGUACAGUCCCCAAAUGCAGAUGGCCCACCAGCAACCGCAACAAGAGGUCCAGGGAAAGGGGAAGGAGAAGGUGGUGGAGCUGGAUGACAAUAAGUGGGAGGAGCAGUUCAAGCAGAUGGAGUUACACGACCGGCAGCUACGCGAGGAGAAGGACGAAUCGUUAGCGCUGGAGCCCGAGCUUGACAAGAUGGACGAGCAGCUGCUGCACUCCGAGACGGGCUACGGCGACCUCGAGUCGAUAUGGCGCGGCAUCCAGGCUGAGCAGGAGGCCAUGAAGGACCUGGAGGACAUGGAGGAAAGCUUUGCCAAAUUCGAUAGUUCCAACUUUAACACUGACAACCUCAACGACUGGGGACUCAGUAACCGCCUCGGCGCUGACCCGGUCAUCCAGGAAUACCUUUUCGAGGAAGAAAAUCUCUUUCAAGAUCAGCCCAACCCCUUUGAGGAAGGCGUUCGGAUCAUGAACGAGGGCGGCAACUUGUCUCUGGCCGCCCUGGCCUUUGAAGCCGCAAUCCAAAAGCAACCCGACCACGUCGACGCAUGGGUCUACCUCGGCAACGCCCAGGCCCAAAACGAAAAAGAAGAAGCCGCCAUCCGCGCGCUCGAGCAUGCCCUCAAGCUCGACCCGAACAACCUCGCCGCCCUCAUGGCUCUCGCGGUAUCCUACACCAACGAAGGCUACGAUAGCACCGCUUACCGGACACUCGAGCGCUGGCUCUCGGUCAAAUACCCGCAGGUUAUCGCCCCGACUGAGCUCUCGUCGGUCGCCGAAAUGGGAUUCACCGACCGCGCCCAACUCCACGAGCGGGUAACCAACCUCUUCCUGUCGGCCGCUCGCCUCGCCCCGGACGGCGACCACAUGGACCCGGACGUGCAGGUCGGCCUGGGCGUGCUCUUCUACGGCGGCGAAGAGUACGACAAGGCGGUCGACUGCUUCCAGGCGGCCCUCCACAGCUCCGAGCUUGGCACAUCCAACCAGCGCGAGCAGAUCCACCUGCUCUGGAACCGGCUCGGCGCUACGCUCGCCAACUCGGGCCGCUCCGAGGAGGCCAUCGCCGCCUACGAGAAGGCCCUCGCCCUGCACCCCAACUUUGUCCGUGCCCGUUACAACCUGGGCGUGUCGUGCAUCAACAUUGGUUGCCACGCCGAGGCCGCGGGGCAUUUACUGGCCUCGCUGGACAUGCAUAAGAGCGUGGAAAAGAGCGGGCGCGAGAAGGCUAGGGAGCUUCUCGGCGGGGACGCGCCCGACUCGCGCAUCGAGGCCAUGACGACGCAGAACAGGAGUACCACGCUCUAUGACACGCUCCGACGCGUGUUUACCCAGAUGGGGAGGAGAGAUUUGGCUGAGAAGGUCGUGGUUGGCAUCGAUCCGGACGUGUUUAGGGGCGAGUUCGAUUUUUGACGCGGGCGGUGAUACGAGGGCGAGCAGUCCGCCUCCUCCUGCAGACCUUCCCGGUGGCGUCGGCCGUGGUCCUCCUUUGAGCGGGUUAUGGGGAGGGGUGGAACGGCCGGUGAAGGAGGAGCGGUCUGUUUGGUGUUUGAAUGGGGUGGGGAGGUUGUGGGAGAGGAGGGUUGUGUUUCGAUUUGGGGUGACUCUGAUCCUCUUUUUGGCUGGUUGCUAAGUUACAGCCUACUCAUACCUCACCUGCCUAGGUGGGAAGCGAAGCAUGUGAGCGUACUUCUACAUAGAGGUGAGGGUCGUCGGUAUUGGGGUAUUGGCAUUUGUGUAGGUACAUACAAAACGAGCAGCUUCAAGCGGUAGGAUACAAAUGUCGGAGAAAUCACAUGGGCGGUUUGCCAUGGCUACUUCAAUUCUGUCUCUUACGCCGUGCUUCCGGGGGAAACGAGG